Molecule: messenger RNA, 1945 nt
Organism: Hibiscus syriacus
Lineage: Eukaryota; Viridiplantae; Streptophyta; Magnoliopsida; Malvales; Malvaceae
Product: probable protein phosphatase 2C 38
Exons: 4
Coding region: 632-1819 (395 amino acids)
Biological process (GO): protein dephosphorylation
Molecular function (GO): cation binding; protein serine/threonine phosphatase activity
Source: RefSeq, a predicted model, not a curated record
AUGCAAUAAUAAAUUAGGUUGAGGACAAGUAAUGAACAAGAGGAGAGUAAAAAACAAGAAAGGGAACAAAGAACAGUUACAAAAACAAUGUCAGACGUCAGUGAUUUAGAAUCUCUUUUAUUUCUCAUCUUGGAUCUCAUCUGACAACAAAACCCAAGAUCUUCUGACAUAAAACUCCAAACUCUUUUUUUUAUUUCUUUCUCUUAUCCAUUGCUUCUUCUUUCGUCACUUUGAUCUCAAACCAAACUCUGUCUCCUCCAAAUCCCAAGGUGCUUUUCCAGCUAAGUCUGUUGCUGAAACACGCCACACGGUGAGGCUGCCAAAAAAACAAUUGAAACCCAUAUUUCAAGGUACACAGCGCCCAGCACACCUCCAUAUUCUCUGAACUCACAUAAAACUAUUGCUUCCUUGUCUCAACUACACGCUUACGAGUUGAGUUAGCCCAUACCCAUCUUUGGUCCUUGUCUGAGACUUGUCAGACACUCAGAUUAAUGGUGUCUAUUGGAUAACUCUUUGGUUAUAUAGUUUCACCUACUGGGAUUCUAGUACGUUGCAGAACAAAGACAAAAGCUUAACCCCAGAUUGAUUCUUGGUCUUCUCGGUUCUAUACAUUUGAAAUAUUGGUUGAAAAAUGGUUAAAUCCUGUUGGAAUCCAUCGGCUGAAGUUGAUUCUUGCGGCCGUGUUGAUGGUUUGUUGUGGUAUAAAGAUUUGGGGCAACAUGCUUAUGGAGAAUUCUCCAUGGCCGUGAUUCAAGCCAAUAGUUUGUUGGAGGAUCAAAGCCAACUCGAAUCAGGGUCGUUGAGUUCGAGUGGUUAUGGACCUUAUGGAACGUUCAUCGGUGUGUAUGAUGGACAUGGUGGAACCGAGGCUUCCCGCUACAUCAAUGACAACCUUUUCAACAAUCUUAAGUCAAUUGCAACCGAGCAUCAAGAAAUAUCAGUGAAUGUUCUUAGAAAAGCUUUCUCUGAAACAGAAGAGAAUUUUCUUUCCCUUGUGAGAAAACAAUGGCUCGGUAAGCCACAUAUGGCGUCGGUGGGAUCGUGCUGUUUGACUGGAGUGAUCUCCAAUGGAUUUGUAUAUAUUGCUAAUGCUGGCGAUUCAAGAGUGGUUUUAGGCAGAUCAGGAAGAGAAACAAAGGGGCUUAAAGCCCUGCAAUUAUCCACAGACCAUAAUGCAAGUAUAGAUGCUGUAAGAGAAGAGCUUCGAUCAUUGCAUCCCAAUGAUCCACACAUCGUUGUGAUGAAACACAAAGUUUGGCGUGUCAAGGGCUUGAUACAGAUCUCAAGAUCCAUUGGUGAUGCAUAUUUAAAGAAGGCAGAGUUCAACAAAGAGCCUCUCCUGCCUAAAUUUAGACUGCCUGAACCUUUGCGAAAGCCGGUCCUUAGUGCCGAGCCAUCGUUGUUAGUUCAUAAAUUAUACCCUAAUGAUCAGUUUCUCAUAUUUGCUUCUGAUGGUCUUUGGGAGCACCUUAGCAACCAGGAGGCCGUUAAAAUUGUCCAGACUAGCCCACGCUAUGGAAUUGCUAGGAGACUUGUGAAAGCUGCACUCAAGGAAGCCGCAAAAAAGAGAGAAAUGAGAUACUCAGACCUGAAAAAGAUUGAUAAAGCGGUGAGGAGGCAUUUUCAUGAUGAUAUCACAGUCAUAGUUGUGUUUAUAGACCCCCAUUUGAUCAAUGGGAGCUCCUCCUCCUACCCAUUAUCGAUAAAAGCGGGAGAACUGGCUGUUGCUAGCGGUGGUUCUCAUAGCCAGCCAAGAUUGGAGUUAAAUUUCUCAAAAUUUAUCCUCCAUAGCCAUGAGAAAGGACUCUUUCUUUCAUAAAGCAUUGUCAUAGGGUAAUGAUAAAAUAUGAUUUGAGACUGGUAUUUGCCAAAGAAACUUGGGAUGAGACUGCAAGAUAAAUCUGUAGAUAUGAUUUCCAUGUAAUCUAAUAGUUGAUUGUUUUCU